CUAUCCUAGCGAGAUGGAAAGCAGUAUCGUGGUGCUGUUUGGACUAUACUUCAUACAGGGUCUGCCCUAUGGCCUGCAGGCAGGGUUCAUGCCGAUUUAUCUCCGCACGAAGGGCAGCUCGCUUGCGCACGUCAGUGCGUUCAAACUACUGCUCGCACCAUGGUUUCUCAAGGGCACAUGGGCGCCGCUCGUCGACCGCUACGGCACAAAGAUGCGGUGGCUUCGAGCGUCCGUCGCGGCGAUGUGCGUCGCGUGCUGCGCUCUGGCGGCGACCGACCCCGGCGACUCGUCGUUCGCCGCGCUCAUCUUUGCGCUGAACGUGUUCUCGGCGACGCAGGACGUUGCCGUCGACGGUGUCGCGAUGCAGACGCUCUCGGCCAGUGAGCUUGGCGCCGGAAACACGGCGCAGGUCGUCGGAUACAAGGUGGGCGCGGCGGCCGCCGGCCUGCUGGGGGUUGUCGAGGCGAGGGUGGGAUGGACACGAAUGUUCCUGAUGUUAUCCGCUAUCUACGCCGUCAGUUACGCACUCCUGUCGGCGUUCGAGCCGAAGAAUGUUGAUGCGGGAACGUCGGGUGUGGCCUCCCCGAAGAGUUCGGAACAGAGUUUCCAUGGCGAUCAAUCGGAGAUUGCCGAUGCUUGUCAAAGGGCUCCUGGAAAAGAAUCCUGGGAAAGUCUGUACAGAAGUCUACUUCACACAGAUGGCACUCUGUGGGUGGCCACAUUUGUAUUGACGUAUAAACUAGGGGAGCAGGGAGCAAUAUCACUGAUGCCCCUCUUUCUAGUAGACAGUGGAAUGUCGUCGUCGCGAGUGACGUUUUGGUGUGGAAUUCUGGGAAUGACAGCCUCGAUUGCCGGAUCUUUCUGGGGCGGACAUCUAGUGACAAACCGCCGGAUUGCUCCAGCCUAUGUAGCGCUACGUCACUGCACACUUCGCAUCAUUCCGAUGUUGGCCAUGCUAUGGGUGACGUGGAGCAUGCAUUUGCACGGCAGUUUGAGCAUACUGGAAGACUUCUCCUCGUUGGCUGGCCUCUGCCUCCUUCACUUCCACGGCGGUGUCGUCACCACGGCAACGUUCACGUUGAUGAUGCAGUGCUCGCGGAACGCCCCGCCUCGCUGCCAGGCGACGCACUACACGCUGCUAGCGACCGCCGAGGUGCUUGGCAAGAUGGCGCUCACCGUCGCGCUGGGUGGCGUCGCGGAGACGUGCGGGUACGUGCCGUCGCUGGCACUAGCACUGCUGCUCUCAGUCUAUCCCCUUUAUAGCCUACGCUCGUGCCCAAGCGCGUUUCUGGAUGGUUAAGCAUUUCUUAUCGACAUUGACGAAUCUCCGGAGCAGGAAGUCGUCAGGGGGGCACUGGGAACAGUACCAAGCAAUGUAUACAACCUUACAAAUGCACACACAAGCAUUCUACAUGGUUCCCACAAAAGUGUUAAUUAUUUUUUCAAGGACUUUUCAA
Priapulus caudatus is the source of this 1457-nucleotide messenger RNA. Its product is annotated as major facilitator superfamily domain-containing protein 3-like. Gene Ontology annotation, molecular function: transmembrane transporter activity. Gene Ontology annotation, biological process: transmembrane transport. Bases 14 to 1300 code for a protein of 428 amino acids. NCBI's taxonomy places the organism in Eukaryota, Metazoa, Priapulida, Priapulimorpha, Priapulimorphida, Priapulidae. The record is from RefSeq and is a predicted model, not a curated record. Gene Ontology annotation, cellular component: membrane. The transcript is spliced from 4 exons.